AUGGCUAAAAAAAUAUUCAAAUUUAAAUAUAAUCAACCUGGUUUUGUCAAGUCUGAUAUAAAACUUGAUUAUACAUUCAAAAGUCCUAGUGAUACAAGUUCAUUUUAUAAUGAAAGUGAUAAUAUGGAUAAGGCUUUUCAAAAAAGUAUAGAUAAGAUUUCUCAAAAAAGUGCAAAUGAGGUUUUACAAGAAAGUAUAGAUGAGACUUAUA
Molecule: messenger RNA, 211 nt
Organism: Dentiscutata erythropus
Lineage: Eukaryota; Fungi; Glomeromycota; Glomeromycetes; Diversisporales; Gigasporaceae
Source: the annotation of a GenBank genome assembly